Messenger RNA from Danaus chrysippus (African queen), 681 nucleotides. Lineage: Eukaryota; Metazoa; Arthropoda; Insecta; Lepidoptera; Nymphalidae. The record is from the annotation of a GenBank genome assembly.
AUGGCUGAGGAUCGAAUUGGUCUUUUAUUCAAGGCUGCUACACUUGCGUCAUCAAUACAAGAUAGCAAAACCCAACAAAUAUUAAAAAGUUACUACAUGUUGAAAUGUCAGGAAACGACAGGGGGCUUUGGAUUGCCAAGAAAAUAUUUUUCGAGGGACACGAGAUGCCCUCGUUGUGGCAUUGAAUGGGAUAGAGACACAGAGACAAAGUUAACAACUAUUAGAUUAACAAAAAAACAAAGAAGAAGAAUAAGGAGCAAGAAAAAAAUUGUAAAUGCUAGAAACAAAGAGUAUUUAUUCCACAGUAAUAAAUUGGAACAAAUCUGUUCAUUUUGCGGUCACAACAUGAAAACAUAUAUAACUAAACCAGAAAAAUCUAAAGUAAAAAUACCAGAGGUUGAAACACCAAUAGAAGUUGAAGCUACGACUAAUAUUAUAAAAGGAACAAAGAAAACUAACAAAACGCAACACCAAGCUAAUGUUUAUUGUCAGUCUAAAAAUGCCUUUAAUCUGAAAACAAAUGGAAACAACUUGGCAACUACAAUGAAGCCGCAACCAAAAGUUAUAAAAAACAAUAAGAAGAAAAAAGAUAAAUAUGCCGGUUUAUGUAAAAUUGCAGUUGCAGCGGCCACGAAACAGAAGCUAAAUAAACUAGAGCUAUUUUUAAAAUCUGCUAAAUAA